Molecule: messenger RNA, 10511 nt
Organism: Catharus ustulatus (Swainson's thrush)
Lineage: Eukaryota; Metazoa; Chordata; Aves; Passeriformes; Turdidae
Gene: EIF4G3
Product: eukaryotic translation initiation factor 4 gamma 3
Exons: 35
Coding region: 3297-8396 (1699 amino acids)
Cellular component (GO): eukaryotic translation initiation factor 4F complex
Molecular function (GO): mRNA binding; translation initiation factor activity; protein binding
Source: RefSeq, a predicted model, not a curated record
UCCUCCUGGAUGAUUUUGGAGCAUGGUUGCACAAAUCAGUGAUGUGGGUGGCAGGAUAUAGUGGGGGAGGAGGAAGGAGAGAAAGAGGGAGGGCACGGGAUGCUCCUGAAUUGGAUCUCAGCAUGGCAGGGCAGUAACACGAAAGAGUUGCCUGAAUCACUCAAGGUGUCCUGGUGUUCCUGGCUGUGGUGAAUCCAGUGCUGCAGUGAGGCUGGGCUGGCUGGACUUCAACUCCUGCACUUGCCUGGGUAUGCUGGGGCAGCCUGAGGGCAGCGAUCCCAAGGCUUGUGCUGCCUUCUGGGAUGUGCAGCCCCAGUGGCACCAAAAUCUGUGUGUGAGAGCAGAUGAGUGAGUGUCCUAGGGGUGGUGUGGGUGUGGGUGUGGAUGUGCAUGUGGAUGGGAUGAUGCUUCUGGAUGAGGUUCUGCUUUCCACCUGCCUGCCCUGACCCAUUCACCUCCCUUGGUGGAGUAUCCAUUCUGUCACUUAACCCAUUCCUAGAAGAGCCUCAUCAACAUGAGUCAUGAUGAACUUUGCUGUCACCCUGGCUUGCUUCUCCCACAGUAACAGCAGCUGCUAUCCCAGGACAGGCUCCUUUGGCAGGUGGAGGGAGAGGGAAGGUGGUGAUUUCCACUGGGGAGCAGGAACAAGCUCCAAGAAGCUUGGUGAGAAUCAGGAGCUUUUCCACUUGCCCAACUCCUCUCAGGGAAGCUGGAGCCUUUCCAUUUGCUCAUCUUCUUGCAGAGAGUCAGUCUGUGGAUGCCACAAGUUGGAUACUGGAAAUAAUCACUUUCUCCAACCAUUAUUUCAUUAAGGCUUACUGGAAUUUAAGGCAUUUUGUUCCUAUCAGUCUUGUGUCCAGGUCAAAUCCUUUGGCAAAAAGGACUUAAAAGGUUUCUUCUGGAUCUGUCAAGAAUCAUCCCUUUCUAGGAGAGAUCUUAAACAGUGACUCCAAACUCUGCAAAUCCAUCUAAGCUGCUCCUUCCUUCAGGCAGCUCUUCCUGGGUGCAAAAAGAGCAGUUGCUCUGCUCAAAGGAGAUUAUUUCCUCCUGACUUAUAUAAGUUCUGAAAUAAGAAUAUAAAUCCCAACCUUGUCAAGGAUGAAACAGUUUUUCCAAACUCAGGAAUGAUGCCUUUUGAAGCAGCAAUUGCUUCAAUGAAUUGCCAGGAGUGCCUGGAGAAGGGAAAUCUCAGCUGUAACACAAGGGGGACAGCUCCAUCCCGGGCCUCAGGCUGUCAUCCCUGCCAUAGGGAUGUUCUGGGAGAGAGGGAACGGUGCUACAGCAGGAAAUUCGAGUUUUCUUUCAGUUUUCCACUGUUUUUACUCCUUCUCUCUCAGAUUUUGGCCUUUUUGUUGUUGUUUUCCAAAACUUGAGGGUGAAUGCAAGAUCCUUGGGAUGAAGGCUGGGAGUUACUGUGUUGGUUUUUGACAAAUCUUACUGUUGUUUGGCUGGAUCAGGGUUUUAAAUCCCAUUUGGUUGUUAAAAAACUCUCUGUUUAUCAAAUGACACUGCUUGGACCUGAGCUGGAAAAUGAGCCUUAGAGCCUCUAAACAAAUUCUCGCUAUCGUUAAAAAAAGGCAAAAAGAGACAUAGGGUGAAUGAGCAUCAGCUUGCACAGCAGCGGGUCUGGGUCCCGUUCCUGGCACUCCUGCUGUGGAGCUAGCUCUGGGCUGUCCCCUGUCACCUGCUAGGGUGACAGGCCAGGGCCUUCCUGCAAAGGUGUUGCAAAGGUCAGGGCUGGGCUCUUCCCAGCAUAAUCCCAUCAAGCAGCUUUUUAUUGUGUCUGGGGCUCAAACAUUGAAUAUAUAACAAAACUGAGAUGUUUUAGAGCAAUUUCUGAGUCUGUUUGGUAACAAGGAGCUUUUUAGUGAUGAGUUCAGAGCCAGAGCAGAGCGAGAUUGUAAAUUUAACUCUGUGUGUUUCUGAUGCUGUAAAUUUGUCUCAGCACUGCUGUGGGAGGAGCUGAUCCAGCUGGGACGUUCUGUGAACAGUCAACAGGAGCAGAGGAGGUUGUGUCUGAGCAGUCCUUAGUUCAGCCUUAACAUUUGGCCCAUUUUAAGGGGAAUAGUUGGAUUGCGCAGCUUGGGGUGGCUGUUGAGUUGUGUCAGCACUGGGUCUGUCCUGUCACUCUGAUGUUGGUCCCUGCAAAGCUUUGGGCAGCAGCAUUAAUCUGAGGAUCAAACUUUGGGUGCAAAGAAAUUUUGACUCAAACUAAUCUGAGCUCAGAAUUUAAUUUAGUAAUGUGUUUUUGUUAGAAUAAAACUAAGAAGUAUUUUAAUGACUAUUUUCUUUUCAAGUAUCCCACCAUGUUAACACAUGAGGUUUAUGUCCUUCCAUGUAUGCAAGAACCUCAGUCAAUCCAGCUGUUUUCAUUUCCCAUUAAAUUUUGGUGUGUACAAUAUAAACAGCAAAAAGGUGAAAUCCAAUUAUGGAAUUUAGAGAAAUUUUUCAGCAAGUGCCUUUUCCGUAACAGUGAGCAUUGGGUAUUGUCUAGAUCUGUGUGAGGCCACAAAGUGUUACCCAAGUCAGGCUUUUUUAUUCUUAUGGAUUCCUGCAUCCCCCUGUUUUAUUCCACAAAUAAACCAUAUUCUGUUGUGGGGGUUUUUUGUGCAUAGUUUUUUUUCCCCUUCCCCCCCACUCUAGGUUUCCACAAUGCCUUUACAAUUAAGAAAACUCUUGCAAUUUGCCUUUAAGUCACCCUGCAGCAGCUCCUCAAAAGCUCCCAUCCCUCUGACAGCCCUUUCUUUUGGUGGGCGGAUGAGGAAAGGAGUCAGUGGGUGAAGAGAGGCAAACAAGGAAACAAUUCCAGCAGGAUUCCUGCGUGGUUAGCAGAACAGGAGAUGCCAUUGUCCAGCAGGGCCCUGCUGAUCCACAGGGUUUGUCUGCUGAAUGCCGAGGGCCUGUGGGUUCUGGGGUUUGUCUCUUUCAACUAAAAGCAGAGGCGGGGGACGCUCUCGACAAGCCCAAGGUUUUGUGGAUUAUUUGGCAAGGGGUUUGUGUUGGUUUCCUCUUUCCUACUGUGGGAGCAGCUGCCUCUGGAGCUGUGGGAGAUCCUCAGGGAUCCGAGCUGCUGGGCCCAGGGUGGGCUGUCCCUGGGGUGUCCCUAGCACGGCCUUGCCUUCCACGCUGCUUUCCUUGACUCGCUGUGUUGCAGAAUCCCCCGAGGUCCUGUCCAGCAGCCCCUGGAGGAUCGGAUCUUCACUCCUACCGUCUCGGCUGUGUACAGCACUGCUCCAUAUCCCUCAGGACAGAAUGCAGCUCCAACCACAUUGGUGUACCCUCAAGCCCCUCAAACAAUGAACACGCAGCCUCAGACCCGCUCACCGCCCAGCAGAACAGUGCCAAUACAUUGCACAGAAAACUGGAAGAGGAGGAAGGUUUUGGAACAGAGUCCGGUUUACAGGUCCCUGGCUGGAAGAGGCUGGAUAAAAUACUGCAUUUUUGCAGCGGGGCCUCGACCUGCCCAUCACCAGGGAGGAUUCAGACCUAUACAGUUUUUUCAGAGGCCUCAGAUCCAGCCUCCAAGAGCCACCAUCCAGAACAGCAGCCCCUCCAUCCGUCCCGGAGCACAGACCCCGACUGCCGUGUACCAAACCAACCAGCACAUCAUGAUGGUGAACCACCUGCCAAUGCCCUACCCAAUGCCUCAGGGCCCCCAGUACUGUAUCCCACAGUAUCGUCACAGUGGCCCCCCAUACGUCGGGCCACCCCAGCAAUAUCCUGUGCAGCCACCAGGACCAGGACCCUUUUAUCCAGGCCCAGGUCCUGGAGAAUUCCCCAAUGCCUACGGAACACCCUUCUACCCCAGCCAGCCUGUGUACCAGUCUGCACCCAUCAUUGUGCCUACGCAGCAGCAGCAGCCACCGCCUGCCAAGAGGGAGAAGAAAACGAUCCGAAUCCGGGAUCCAAACCAGGGAGGCAAAGACAUAACAGAAGAAAUCAUGUCUGGAGGGGGAAGCAGGAACCCCACGCCCCCCAUUGUCAGACCCACCUCCACCCCAACUCCACCUCAGCAGGUGCCCAGCCAGGUCCCCGAGCCCGUUCCCACGGCAUUCGGAGCCGUGGAGAGCUCCCAGCCCUCUGGCAGCACCCCCGGCACCACGGCCCCCGCCUCCAAACAAGAAGAGAAGCCAAAACCGGAUCCAGUAUUAAAACCACCUUCUCCAGUCCUCAGACCAGAACCUACUGGGGAGAAGAACGAUCAAACUGGGCAGAUGAGCGAGGCUCCCAUCUCAGUGGAAACCCCACCAGAACUUCCUCGUGCUCUGUCGCCGGCCCUGGCCACUCCUGUCGCAGCUGUCGCCGCCGCCGCUGCCACUGCUGUCACCGUGUCCAACAAAGCCCUGCCCGCGGCUGAGCCGGAGGACAAAUGUGAACUGGCCUCCUCCCGAGAGGAGGCAAUGCCUACACCCAGUGCCACAGGCUGCCCAGAGCCAGCGGCCCCUCCUGCUGCGGAGGAGCCCGGAGCCGAGGUGUGCACGGAGCCCAGCAGUGCAGUAGCAUCCCCCGGUGACGCCCCGGUGACUGUGACGGCCGGGCCCGGGCUCAGCGACGACACGAGCAGUACCAGGGCUGCGGGGGCCGAGCCUGUGGCAGAGGUGGCCCAGGCAGAAGCUGCAGUGUUGACUGUGGAGUUGGAGCCCACCGAGGCACCCCCAGCGGGGGUGGAGAGCACUCCAUCACUUUCCAGUGCUCCUCUGGCUGCUCCCUCUCCUCCUCCCACCCCGCCACCCACCCCGCCACCCCCGGCCCCGCCGCUUUCUAUCGCUGCUGGUACCACUACAACACCUUCUCCAUCUCCUCUCCCAUCUCCGAGUGCCCUCCCUGUUGUCCAGGGAGAUUUAGAAGGAGAGGAGAGCACAAGAACUACUCUUAGCAAAGAAGUAAAAGAUACUGAAAAGAAGGAAGAGACAGAAGCAGAUGGGCAAUUGGAGGAGAGCCAGGAGGCUCUGAGUGUGAACUUGAGCAAGACUCCUAUCCCAGCCCAAACUGCUGUAACUGCACCAAAGACCUGGAAGAAACCAAAAGACCGGACCCAAGCCACUGAGGAGGUGACAGAGGCAGAAACAGAGCCGAAGGAGGAGGAGGAACCUUCAGGAGACAAAGUACUUGAAUCUGACCAGGAGAAAAUGAGCCAUGGGCUUCAAGCGGAGAGGGAGCCCUUAGAGCUCAAGGCAGUGAAACCCGUGGAGGAGAAUGGGGAGCAGGAGACAGAGCUGGUGCGAAACGGAGCCGAGAGCGUCUCAGAGGGCGAAGGCACCGACGCCAACUCAGGCUGCACGGAGAGCUCUGGAGAGGGGCCUGUGUACCAGUACAAACCAGAGCAGUGGAAGCCCCUGGACCCGGAGGGGAAGAAGCAAUAUGACCGGGAAUUCCUGCUGGAUAUCCAGUUCAUGCCUGCUUGUAUCCAGAAGCCCGAGGGGCUGCCCCCCAUCAGCGACGUGGUGCUCGACAAGGUGAGAGGAGAGCCCAUCAAACAGGUCAAUCAGCCAAAAUUGCCGCUGAGGACUCUGGACCCCCGGAUCCUGCCACGAGGCCCCGACUUCACGCCCGCCUUUGCUGAUUUUGGGAGGCAAGCCCCUGGGGGAAGAAACGUGUCUGGAAGUGCCUGCAAAGUGCAGAGCACCCCUGGAUUGCCCUCCCUGGCUCGGUGCGGGCCCCCAGCAUGCCCUCUCUUGGUCUCGCCUCACCCACCAUUGAGGAACCUGCCGAUAGGGUUGUUGAAUGUUGGACCGAGGAGAUCUCAGCCGGGCCAGAGGAGGGAGCCCAGGAAGAUCAUCACUGUGUGUGUGAAGGAGGAUGUGCACCUGAAGAAGGCAGAGAAUGCCUGGAAGCCGAGCCUGAAGAGGGAGAACCAAACGGAGGACCCAGAAAAUGUCAAAACCCAGGAGCUGUUCCGCAAAGUACGGAGCAUCUUGAACAAGCUGACGCCCCAGAUGUUCAACCAGCUCAUGAAGCAGGUGACAGACCUGACAGUGGACACGGAGGAGAGGCUGAAGGGAGUUAUCGACCUGGUCUUCGAGAAGGCCAUUGAUGAGCCCAGCUUCUCUGUGGCAUACGCCAACAUGUGCCGGUGCCUAGUGACGCUGAAAGUGCCCAUGGCAGACAAACCUGGGAGCACAGUAAAUUUCCGUAAGUUGCUGUUAAAUCGCUGCCAGAAGGAAUUUGAAAAGGACAAGGCUGAUGAUGAUGUGUUUGAAAAGAAGCAGAAAGAACUCGAAGCUGCCACCACUCCAGAGGAGAAGACGCGGCUCCACGAUGAGCUGGAAGAGGCCAAGGACAAAGCCCGGCGGAGAUCCAUUGGGAAUAUAAAAUUCAUCGGCGAACUUUUCAAGCUGAAGAUGCUGACGGAGGCCAUCAUGCACGACUGCGUGGUGAAGCUGCUGAAAAACCAUGACGAGGAGUCCCUCGAGUGCCUUUGCCGCCUGCUCACGACCAUUGGCAAGGACCUGGACUUUGAGAAGGCAAAGCCCCGCAUGGACCAGUAUUUUAAUCAGAUGGAGAAGAUUGUGAAAGAAAGGAAAACCUCCUCAAGGAUUCGGUUCAUGCUUCAGGAUGUAAUAGACCUAAGGCUGUGUAACUGGGUGUCACGAAGAGCAGACCAGGGCCCCAAGACCAUCGAGCAGAUCCAUAAAGAAGCCAAGAUUGAAGAGCAGGAGGAACAGAGGAAGGUGCAACAACUCAUGACCAAAGACAAGAGGAGACCGGGUGUCCCGCGGGUCGAUGAAGGCGGCUGGAACACUGUGCAGGGGGCAAAGAACAGCAGAGUGUUGGACCCCACCAAGUUCCUUAAAAUCACCAAGCCCACAAUAGAUGAGAAGAUUCAGCUUGUGCCUAAAGCCCAGUUGGGCAGCUGGGGGAAGGGCAGCAGUGGUGGAGCCAAGGCAAGCGAGAUGGACUCCUUGCGACCAAGUGCCACAAGUCUGAACAGAUUUUCUGCCCUGCAGCCUCCAGUCUCCCCAGUAUCUGCCUCAUCUGCAUCUUCAGAACUAGAAUCUCGCAGGGCCUUAACGAGUCGUGGGAGCACGGGCAGGGAGAAGAACGACAAAGCUCUGCCACCUUCCCUGUCCCGGCCCAACACCUUCCUGCGGGGUAGCAGCAGCAAGGAGCUGCUGCUGGACAACCAGGCUCAGGAGGAGCAGCGCAGGGAGAUGCUGGAGACGGUGAAGCAGCUGACAGGAGGCAUGGAGAUGGACAGGAACAGCACUGAGGCCGAGAGGAACAAAGCCAAGGAAUCUGCAGCCAAGCCAGAAGCUCCCCCAGCUCCUGUGCAAGAAAAGCCUUCACUAUCAGAAGAGGAAAUAGAAAGAAAAUGCAAAUCUAUCAUUGAUGAGUUCUUGCAUAUUAAUGAUUUUAAGGAGGCCAUGCAGUGUGUGGAGGAGCUGAGUGCCCAGAACCUGCUGCCUGUGUUCGUGCGUGUGGGUGUGGAGUCCACGCUGGAGCGGAGUCAGAUCACCAGGGAUCACAUGGGCCAGUUGUUACAUCAGCUGGUGCAGUCAGGAAAGCUGAGCAAGCAGGAUUUCUUCAAGGGUUUUUCCGAGACCCUGGAGAUGGCAGAUGACAUGGCCAUAGAUAUACCCCAUAUCUGGUUGUACCUGGCUGAGUUGGUAACCCCCGUGUUAAAAGAAGGAGGAAUCUCUAUGAGAGAACUUACACAAGAAUUUAGCAAACCCUUGCUUCCUGUGGGAAGAGCCGGCGUCUUGCUUGCUGAAAUCUUGCACCUUCUAUGCAAACAAAUGAGCCAUAAGAAAGUGGGAGCCUUAUGGAGGGAGUCUGGCCUCAGUUGGAAAGAAUACUUGCCCGAAGGGGAGGAUGUACAUACCUUUCUCAUGGAACAAAAGUUGGAGUUCACGGAGUCUGACUGUUCCAGUUCCUCAGAAGCACUUUCAGAGAAAGAACUCUCUGCAGAAGAGCUGAAUAAGCAGCUGGAAAAACUCAUUGUUGAGGACAAGGCGAAUGAUGAACAAAUCUUUGAUUGGGUAGAGGCUAAUCUAGAUGAAAGCCAGAUGAGUUCACCUACAUUCCUUAGAGCUUUAAUGACAGCAGUUUGUAAAGCAGCUAUUAUAGCGGACUCUUCCAGCUUCCGAGUGGACACUGCUGUUAUCAAACAGAGAGUGCCCAUCUUACUCAAGUACCUGGACUCAGACACAGAGAAGGAACUACAAGCACUUUAUGCACUACAAGCAUCAAUAGUAAAACUUGAUCAACCUCCUAAUUUGUUGCGGAUGUUUUUUGAUUGCCUGUAUGACGAGGAGGUCAUUUCGGAGGAUGCCUUCUACAAGUGGGAAAGCAGCAAGGACCCAGCAGAGCAGAACGGGAAAGGAGUAGCACUGAAAUCUGUCACGGCGUUCUUCACGUGGCUACGGGAGGCCGAAGAGGAGUCGGAGGAUAAUUAAAACUUAAAUACAGAUUUAAAACAAACAAACAAAAAAGAAACAAUUUAAGUAUUUUUUUAAAAAGUUUCACGUCUUCGCCAAUCACAGUGCAGCAAGGCCAAUUCUCUCUCGCAGACCCCCCCCUUGCCCCACACACGCACGAGUGGGAGAGGUAAAACCCGAUAAACACCAAGGUGAUCAUGGAGGCAAAAAGGUACUUGAAAACAAACCCACAAAAGUAAACUUCAAACCUGAGGGCGGGAGCACUAAACCAAAAUACAUGUAUUAUUUAUAGAAAAUAUUUUCUGUUUUAAUCUUUUUCUUUUCUUUUUAAACAAGGACUGAUACUUAGGAAAACACACAGCAAAACAAAUCUGUUUAGCAAAAACAAAAACAAGUUGAAAACUUUUAAUUUAUUAUUUUAAGGACUGCAAAUGCCAGUGUAAUUUUUAAAUUUGCAGUUUCUGUGAACAAAUUGUAUAAUAGAACAAAAGCAGAGAAAUAAAUUUCCCUCCCCUUCAUACGCACCUCAGUUUUGUUUCAAAGCAUGACAAAGAGACAAAACUUUGAAGGGGGUUGGGGUGAGCUAGAUGAGGACAAGAUCAAUUUUUUUUUAUUGUCAUCAGAUUUUUCUGCCUGCCUCUCAGCUUGCUUCAGAAAUUUAAAAAGAAAAUAGUAAUCAAACCAUACAUAACCUUGGAUUGGAAGGAAAAUGCAUUUGAGAAAACCGCUGCGGACCAGAGUGCUCCGAAAAUAAUUCAUUGAAAACCGUGCUACCCCAGGGAAAAAAAGUACUAGUGAUACUUUGAGAACCUUUAGAGCAACUUUAAGGCUUGUAAAUACAUAGAACAAAUAUUUAAAAAAAAAAAAAAAAAAGAAAAAAAGAAAUUGACUCAAUACUAUUUCUUUUCAUUUUCAAAAUAUAAAGAACAAAAUAAAGACAAACAUUGCAAGUUUAAAAGAAAGUAAAACGACUUCUCCUUUGACAGCUGCUGAAUGUGUGCACCAUCCUGAGCGGUGCUGGCUUCCUUGGCAUGCCAUAGGUCCUCGGGCCCAAAUUGUGUACAUAUAGUGUGUGUCUGUAUGUGUGACUACCAAAAACCAAGGGUGAGAGCAAUUGUUGGUUUAUAAAAAGAAAGGAAACAAGGGGUUGCUGUUUUGCCGAGAAACUCCCUGGCCAGGGAACAGCCCGUGGCUGCGGGGCCACGCGGCUGCAGCUGGUUCCCGAGGCUGGGACUUGGGCUCAGGGCAGGCCGUGCCCGACCCCAGCUGGGUUGCUCCAGCCAUGUGGCAGCCGCGUCUCGUGUGACUUCGACCAGUGUUGUCAUCCGGGGACUUGUGACCCUGGGAGCUCCGGAGGGUGCAGCUGCGUGAGCCGAGACCCGACAGCCCCGCGGCCGCUGUGCCUGCGCAGCCAGGGAAGGGUGGAGGAGCCAAGCGGAGCCGGCCCGGCCCGGUCCGGUCCGGUCCGUGUGCGCAGGGCCAGCGUGGCCGGGGACACGAGAGCCGCCGUGCGAGCCCUCCCCGCCUGCCCAGGGGCCCUGCGCUGCUCCCAGCCCAGCUGCUCCCAGCCCAGCUGCUGCUGAGGACGGGGAGGCCCUCGCGUAUCUCUUCAGCCACCAAAGAUGGCCUGCCGGCUCUCAUUGUGAGAAGCGCCUGUCACCAAGGACUGCAAAGCUGGGGAAGCCCUGAAAUGUGGUUUGUGAACUGUGGGCCACGGACCGUGAGUAACCUGUGGAGCCUUUACUGGGGGUAUCUGCAGCACUGACUGCUCACAUGAUGCUGUCUUCUUUCCAGCUGCUAAAUCAGUUAUUUGGAAAAAAAAAAACCAAAACCAACAAAACAACAGAAAACAAACAAAACCAACAAAAAAAAAAAAGAUACAAAUAUAUUAAAUACUUUCCUAAUCUUUUACAUGUAAACAAUUGCUGUACUUGCCUGAGGAUGUGACGUGAUGUGAUCACCAAGGGGAAGGGAGGAGGUGCCUGGUUGUGGCCAGAGGGGAGAUGUCCAUGAGACACUUUCCCUGUUAACAUGUUUCACCCCAUGAAUCUGAGCUAGAGAAUCCAUGGCCUAAAACACUAGAGCAUUGUUUGGUUAUUUUUUUUUUAGUAACAAUAAAACACUUUUCUCUGA